GAAACUGAAUCAUGCACAAGAAUUAUUAUUUUUUUUUAUUUAUUGAAAAGAAAAAAAAAAGGAAUGAAUGAUCUGGUUUUACAGUAAUACAGCAUUCAGCUUCCUUCCAUUUAUGUUUACUUUUUUUAAAGAUUCCAUUUAUGUUUUUGUUCUACCUAAUUUUCCCAAAGUAGUAUAUGUUAUGAACUAUGAAGAGAGUGGCAUGAAACUAUUGUUAUUAUUUUCUUCCCAAUAUAUCCAUCCCAGGAAAAUUAAUUAUAAUUGUAUAUUCUACUCUUUUCUUGAUUAAGAAAUACUCAUACUAUAAUUAGCUAUGGAACAUGACAUGUCCAAACCAAGGUUUGAUUUGUUGGUGGAGAAUUCACCUUACACGUGCUCACCUUCUUCAUCAUGACAAGUACUACAAACUCCAAAGAAAAACUUCUAUUUAUAAGCCGAACUUGCUGGUCAUUAUUGUAUCCCCUGCCUAGAACACUGACUACCAGACACCUUUUUUCCAAGUUUAUUGGCUUCCAAUCACUCACACAAUCUAAUCAGCCAUGGACACCAAACACAUUGCCAAGAAGACAGCCUGUGUGGUCGGCGGCAGUGGAUUCGUGGCGUCUUUGCUGGUCAAGCUUCUUCUUCAGAAGGGCUAUAGGGUAAACACCACAGUCAGAGACCCUGAAAAUCAGAAAAAGAUAGCACACCUUUUGCAGCUCAAAAGUUUGGGUGAGCUAAAGAUUUUUGGUGCUGAUCUAACUGAGGAGGGGAGCUUUGAUGCCCCAAUAGCAGGUUGUGACCUUGUCUUCCAUGUUGCAACACCUGUUAACUUUGCCUCCCAAGACCCAGAGAAUGACAUGAUCAAGCCAGCAGUCCAGGGAGUACUAAACGUUCUUAAAUCUUGUGUGAAAGCGAAAACAGUUAAACGCGUCGUCUUGACAUCAUCUGCUGCUGCUGUUUCAAUCAAUAAACUAAAUGGGACAGGUUUGGUGAUGAACGAAGAGAAUUGGAGUGACACUGAGUUCUUAUCUAAUGAGAAGCCACCCACUUGGGGGUAUCCUUUGUCAAAGACACUAGCUGAGAAAACAGCUUGGAAAUUUGCUAAAGAAAAUAACAUUGAUCUCAUUACUGUGAUCCCUUCUCUUAUGACUGGCCCUUCACUCACUCCAGAUAUCCCCAGCAGUGUUGGUCUAGCAACAGCUUUAAUUACAGGGAAUGAAUUCCUCAUAAAUGCAAUGAAGGGUAUGGAAAUGCUAUCAGGAUCUAUAUCGAUUACGCAUGUGGAUGACGCUUGCCGAGCUCACGUCUUUUUGGCCGAGAAAGAAUCUGCUUCUGGUCGAUACAUUUGCUGUGCUGUUAACACCAGUGUUACUGAGCUAGCAAAGUUCCUUAGCACAAAAUACCCUCAAUUCAAAGUCCCCACUGAUUUUGGAAAUUUUCCUUCCAAGGCCAAGUUGAUAGUUUCUUCAGAGAAGCUGACUAAGGAGGGGUUUAGUUUCAAGUAUGGGAUUCAAGAAAUAUAUGAGCAGAGUGUGGAUUAUUUGAAGACUAAAGGGAUGCUUCAGGUGUAAUUAAAUUAUGUCACAAAAUAAUGGGUGAUCUGAUCAUGUCAAAUGAAUCCAGACCAUCAUGUUUUAACAGCUUUUAUUACCAUUCUCUUUGAUGGGGGUGUAUAUGCAGAUUCAUUAUAUAAUAAAGGAUCUUAUUUAAUAAAA
Messenger RNA from Cannabis sativa, 1697 nucleotides. RefSeq names its product anthocyanidin reductase ((2S)-flavan-3-ol-forming). The record is from RefSeq and is a predicted model, not a curated record. Gene Ontology annotation, molecular function: anthocyanidin reductase activity; oxidoreductase activity, acting on the CH-OH group of donors, NAD or NADP as acceptor. Bases 540 to 1553 code for a protein of 337 amino acids. NCBI's taxonomy places the organism in Eukaryota, Viridiplantae, Streptophyta, Magnoliopsida, Rosales, Cannabaceae. The transcript has 6 exons.